CAGUCUCUGGAGCGUGUGUACGCGUGUGUGCGCGUGUGAUUAUGUGUGUUCACUUCAGUCAGCAGCAGGCAGACGUGCUGCUGGAUCCGAGAAAGUGAGACCGCUGCGGGACACUUCUUCUUUUUGGGGAAACUUCGCAUCGCUACGACUCGUUGACUCGACUCGCACUGGAGUCCGGCUACGUUUAGUCCGCUAUGGAUCGUCUACCAGCGCGGACCAGACGGCGCGUCUUGCCACCAAAACAGUCGUGAUUGUCAUCCGCAGGAUCGGAGCCGGAGAGCUGAAAUCAUUUUUAUUUAUUUUUUGGGGGAGCGAUUUUGUUGUUGUUUUUGCUCUGCAAACUGGUGACCACAUGUGAGCGCCACUGGGGACCGAAGUUAUCUUUUCUCUCCCAUGGGGUGACCCACAUAGAGCUCCUGAGACGUGACUGUGGGACAGGCGUUCUCCCACCCAGCCCCUUCUUCCGGCACCUUCCCUCAAGGCGAUGUUCGUAGUCCCGGCGUAUUCCCUAGCACAACCUCGCCGAGUGAAUGAAUUUUUUUCGUGAAGCCGCCGUGCUGUGCCAGCCCGUCGCCAUGAGGAGCAGAUACUCCCAGUACUACAACCGGACUCUGAUCCCCUACUACUACGUGUUCGCCAAGAACAUGACCAUCGAGGAGCUGGACAAGCGCUACGAGGACAAGAAGGUACUGACGGACCCCAGCAUCAUCAUUGUGGUCCUGUGCACCAUCAUCAUCCUGGAGAACCUGCUGGUGCUCAUCGCCGUGUGCCGCAACAAGAAGUUCCACUCGGCCAUGUUCUUCUUCAUCGGCAACCUGGCCUUCUCCGACCUCUUGGCCGGCUCGGCCUACAUCGCCAACAUUUUCCUGUCGGGCUCGCGUACCUUCGACCUGGUGCCCGUGCAGUGGUUCAUCCGCGAGGGGACGGCGUUCAUCGCCCUGGCAGCGUCGGUCUUCAGCCUCCUGGCCAUCGCCAUCGAGCGUUACAUCGCCAUCACCAAGGUCAAAGUGUACGGCUCCACCAAGACGUGUCGCAUGUUCCUGCUCAUCGGAGCUUGCUGGGUGACGUCCAUCCUGCUAGGUGGGCUGCCCAUCAUUGGCUGGAACUGCAUCGACAACCUCCCCGUGUGCUCCGCCGUGCUGCCGCUCUACUCCAAGAAGUACAUCCUCUUCGUGGUGACCAUUUUCAGCCUCAUCCUGCUCUCCAUCGUCAUCCUCUACGUGAAGAUCUACUUGAUCGUGCGCUCCAGCCACCAAGAAGCCACAAACUCCCCCGCCUACGCCCUCUUGAAAACGGUCACCAUCGUGCUGGGCGUCUUCAUCAUGUGCUGGCUGCCCGCCUUCACCAUCCUCCUCCUGGAUUCGUCGUGCACGAUCCAGUCCUGCCCCAUCCUCUACAAGGCCAACAUCUUCUUCGGCUUCGCCACGCUCAACUCGGCGCUCAACCCGGUCAUCUACACGCUGCGGAGCAAGGACAUGCGCAAGGAGUUCCUGCGCGUGCUUUGCUGCUGGGGGGUGCUGCAGAGCGGGCGGCCCGCCGACCGGUGCAUGGUGCCGCUCAAGAGCUCCAGCUCUCUGGAGCACUGCACGCACAAACACGAACACCAGACCACGCCCAUCAUGCAAGACUGCACCACUUGCGUGUGACGGCGGCCCGAAAAAAACAAAAAAGAGAGCGGAUGCAAUCGUGUGAACUCGCAAUCAAAUGGCGCCCGUGUUGGGGUGUGAGACCACUUUUUAACACCAACAAAAACUCCAAAUUGUGGGUGCUUUGGAAAUGUGAAACUGUUCAUGGGUACUCUGAUGAAAUCAUAUUUAUGCUCCCCUCUCUCUGUUAGCCUGGAUUUACACUGCAAGGUGUGACACAAAUAUGAUUAUUAUUAUUAUUUUUAGCUCUCAAGUGGCACAGUUGGGUUAUUAACUAGAAAUAAAUAAAUAGAAUCGGAUAUCCUAGUGGUGCGCACAUCUGCCUCGCAGUUCUGAGGUCCAGGUUCGAAUUGCGGUUUCCUGUGUGCUUGUGUGACUUUUCUUCGUGUACUCCAGCCUUCUCUGACAUUCCAAAAACAUGCAUGUUAGAUUCUUGGAAGACUAUAUUGUCCGUAGGUUUCAAUGUCUGUGUGAAUGGUUGUUUGUCUAUACGUGGCCUGGAAAUGGCUGGCGACCAGUCCAAGCUGUAUCCCGCCAGAAGUCAACUGGGACAGGCUCCGGCUCACCUGCGAUCCUAACGAUGAAAAGCACAAUAGAAAAUCUUCCAAAUGUGGAUUAAAAUCCAAUCGGUAUUAGAUAGCUGACAAUGUGAGUGCAGUGUAAAUGCACAGAUCAGAUAUACCAUGAUGAGCUCGACAUCUUUGAAGUACAGCGCUGCCUAGAAAUAGGAGUGACCCGACUGACGAGAUUUUCGAGCUACGACUCGCGAGCGCCAACUGGAGAUACGAGCGCCGUAUGGUGGCAGUGAACUCAAUUCAACUCACUUCACAAUAAGCAGCAGUUUGACAAAUAUUAAACAAUGCAUCAAAAAAGAGGCUGAGAGCUAUUUAAUGCUACUCUCAGUUCAAGUUCACCGUCCUACUAACGUUGUGGAUUUAAAACAACGGCGUCCAGUUGAGUGAUGCUAAGGUUACACGCAUUGAAAUUAAUGGGUCGGAAGAGGCAGCGCAGGCCAUAAACGCUACGUAACGUUUAAUGUUUGCAUUGAUCAAUUAUUGUUUAGCUCUUUGUUGCCACUGCCCAGUGUUGACGUUUGUGUUGUUAAUUCUGUGCAUGUGUUCUGUCCGUGUAAACACUACCAUAUGGGCUAUGUGUCACUCGGAAUGUACAUAUAGACGCAUAUGUGCAUGAAAUUGGAAUUGAGCACUUGGACAUGCAGUGUAAAUCCAGCCUUAGAAGCCAAAAACAAAAAGACACGCUUAAUACCACAUUUGAAAGUGUGUUGUUUCGCGCCGUCUUCAACGCAAAGCUUGCAGCGUUGCACUUUUGUAGCUUGUAGGCCAAGCGCCUGACGCCCGACGUCCUCGUGUUUUACAUUUGGGAUUUCCUCUGAAUUAAUGAAUGAGAAGUAAAAACUCUUGACGAUGCUAUGAUUGUAACACGAGCCAUAUGAUUGCUGUUUCUCUGCGUUGUAUUGUACUUGAUAAAGAUAUGAACUCGUGUACGCUUUAAACAACAAAACAAAAAUGUAUCCAAAACAAAAAAGGUGAAUACAGGACAUAAUAGGCCUUCAUAUUUAUAAACCAUUCCACAAUGCACGCCAUCGGCUAAAAGCAGCGCUAUAUAGUCCCAAUAUAACCAUACAUAAAACCCAUUUGACUAACCAUAACCUUCUUCCUUGUAAUGCAUGGAAUUGUAGCUCAUUACAUGUGUAUGAUGUAUUCCAGCCUUGCAUCACUAACCCCCCUUUCCUUUUUUUUAUUUUUACGCUUGUCUUGUGUAUCUUAAUGGUUUCCUUCAAGGGAAAGCACAUUUCCUCCAGUGAUAUGCUUUAACUGGUUUAUUUUUCUGACAGUGUUGUUAGCAACGUCUCUCUGUUUGCGCUGUCCCACUUGGGACUUUGGCUGAAUGUAUGCAUGAAGAAGAAGAAGAAGAAGGCGAAGAAGAGGAGGGGGAGGUUUUGGGGCAGGGGUCCCGCAGUCGACAGUAUUACUGCUUAUCCUGGCUCACUGUGAAGUCUUAAAAUAAAAGAAAAAGCGUCCCGGUUUCAUUUGCUCGCCAUAUGUCUCGUGUGCAACCCGAGCUGUAAAUGCCUCCACUAAGAAAAUGUUUAAAAAAAAAACGUGGGACCAGAUCUGGUUUCAACCACACCGAGCGAGCCUGGGAGGUCAGCAUCAUCCUCAUUCUCUACGACUUCCUGCUGCCGUAGGAAGUCCUGUUGUGUUGGUUUAUUCCCAUCGUCCGGUUCCUGUUGUUCAGGAUUAUACUCCCGUUCUUCCUGUGUGUUUUAUUUUUAUUACAAAGAAUAAUUUUAAAAAAUAAAAAUAAAUCCCAGUCAUUCACACUCACACAGCCCAGUAGGAAUGGUGAAAAGCACUUUGGCAGCUUCAGUGAUGUCAUUUGUAUUUGUUUUUAUUUUUUUUUAGGCGUCUGCCACGUGUAUCACUUUUGUCGUGUCGCCUGACUAUAAAUAUAUGAACAUGUAUGUAAGUAUGUAUGUAUGUACAGUUUAUACGCGUGUGUUUGUGUAUGAAAAUGUGUCUCGUGUGCAAUAGCCUUUUGUUUGUGUCCUGUAGCACGCCGCCUGUGUCCAUUUGGUACAAUCUGAAACACUAAUGUAGGUACAUUGUUUUAGUUUUAUUGCAUUUCUUUUUUUUUUU
Molecule: messenger RNA, 4306 nt
Organism: Phyllopteryx taeniolatus (common seadragon)
Lineage: Eukaryota; Metazoa; Chordata; Actinopteri; Syngnathiformes; Syngnathidae
Gene: s1pr2
Product: sphingosine-1-phosphate receptor 2
Exons: 2
Coding region: 531-1646 (371 amino acids)
Biological process (GO): sphingosine-1-phosphate receptor signaling pathway
Cellular component (GO): membrane
Molecular function (GO): sphingosine-1-phosphate receptor activity
Source: RefSeq, a predicted model, not a curated record